Nelumbo nucifera (sacred lotus) is the source of this 2349-nucleotide messenger RNA. It is a transcript of the gene XSP1, whose product is annotated as xylem serine peptidase 1. Gene Ontology annotation, molecular function: serine-type endopeptidase activity. Gene Ontology annotation, biological process: proteolysis. NCBI's taxonomy places the organism in Eukaryota, Viridiplantae, Streptophyta, Magnoliopsida, Proteales, Nelumbonaceae. The record is from RefSeq and is a predicted model, not a curated record.
UAUAUCCCAAGUUUCUUUUCUGCUGUAAACAUGUCGAAAGAUGAAUCGAUAUAUCCUCGCCACCAUCUUCUCCUUCUUCUUCUUCUCGUUUUCUUGACGAGUUUCAUUGUCGUCAAUGGAGACGAGCAAAAGAAUUUCUAUAUAGUUUACAUGGGAGAUCGUACUAUCACCAAAGAAGCUGCAGCUCAGAGGCACAUAGAUAUCCUCUCAGAUGUGACAGGAAGCGUUGUUUCUGCCACGGAGUCUAUCGUCCACAGCUAUACUAAGAGCUUCAAUGCAUUCGCGGCAAAGCUCUCACCCAGCGAAGCGACCAUGUUGGCAACCAUGAACGGCGUCAUCUCUGUGUUUCCGAAUCGAUAUCACAAGCCACAGACUACCAGAUCAUGGGACUUUAUUGGGUUUCCUCAGACAGUAAGGAGAAGAUCGAACAUGGAGAGCAACAUAAUUGUGGGCCUAAUAGAUACUGGGAUCAAUCCGGAGUCGGAGAGCUUUAGUGACAAGGGUUUUGGACCUCCGCCGGUGAAAUGGAAGGGGACUUGCGGACCAUAUGCUAACUUCUCUGGAUGCAACAAUAAGCUCAUAGGCGCCAGAUAUUUCAAGCUUGAUGGGGAACACGACCCAUCAGACAUCUUAUCACCAGUGGACGUACAGGGCCAUGGCAGUCAUACAUCAUCGACUGCGGCAGGAAACCCAGUAGAGAGUGCAAGCCUCUAUGGGCUGGCGCGAGGGACGGCUCGGGGUGCGGUUCCCUCUGCGAGGAUUGCAGCGUAUAAGGCGUGCUGGGUGAGCACCGGAUGCUCGGACAUGGACCUUCUCGCCGCAUUUGAUGCAGCUAUUACAGAUGGUGUCGAUGUCAUUUCCAUCUCCGUUGGCGAAGACAACCCUAACUAUGUGAGUAACGCCAUAGCUAUUGGAUCCUUCCACGCCAUGAAACACGGGAUCAUUACGACGGCGUCUGCCGGAAAUGAAGGGCCUAGUCCAGGGAGCUUGUCUAACCAUGCACCAUGGAUUUUGACAGUGGCUGCCAGUGGCAUGGACCGCUCCUUUAGGAGCACUGUUGUGUUGGGCAAUGGCAAGAAGUUCUACGGAAUCGGAGUGAACUUCUUCUCUCCCAAGAGAAGAUUUUAUCCCCUUGUCAGUGGGGCUGAUGCAGCCAUGAAUUCCACACCAGAAGUAGCGGAAGGUGCAAGGUUCUGUAUGGAUGACGCGUUGGACCCUGCCAAGGUGAAGGGUAAGCUUGUUCAUUGCGAGCUAAUGGUGUGGGGUGCUGAUUCAGUCGUCAAACGCCUUGGAGGGAUCGGUACCAUUUUAGAAAGUAGCAACGCAGUUGAUGUAGCUCAGAUUUUCAUGGCACCAGGAACUAUGGUGGAUCCAAUCAUCGGCCAAGAUGUUAGCAACUACAUAAAUUCCACAAGAUCACCAUCGGCAGUGAUAUUCCCAACCCAGCAGGUGAACAUCUCGGCUCCAUUUGUGGCUUCAUUUUCCUCUCGUGGACCAAAUCCAGGAUCCAAGCGCAUUCUCAAGCCAGACAUUGCUGCACCGGGCAUCGACAUCUUGGCAGCAUACACCCCUCUGAAUUCACUUACAGGGUUGCGGGGUGAUACCCAAUAUUCCAAAUUCACACUCAUGUCUGGAACUUCCAUGGCAUGCCCCCAUGUUGCUGGUGUAGCUGCCUAUGUAAAAUCAUUCCAUCCAACUUGGUCUCCAGCUGCAAUCAAAUCCGCCAUUAUCACCACUGCCACGGCCAUGAGCCCAGUAGUCAACAAUGAUGCAGAAUUUGCGUAUGGUGCUGGUCUGCUGAACCCGAUCCAAGCUGUCAGUCCCGGUCUAGUCUACGACAUGGAUUACUUUUCCUACCUUCCGUUUCUAUGUGAAGAAGGCUACGGUGGUCCAUCCUUGGGUAUUAUUGUGGGUUCGAAGGCUAUAAAUUGUUCAUCCUUGCCACCUGCACGCGGCACCGACGCUCUCAACUAUCCUACCAUGCAGUUGAGCAUGAAGAAAGGGCGUUUAGAAACAGUUGGGGUGUUUCUGAGGAGAGUCACCAAUGUUGGCCCCCCUGCUAUCGUCUACAAGGCCACCGUCCACGCACCAUAUGGUGUUCGGAUCACUGUGAAACCCACGAUUCUAUCCUUCUCUCGUACCAACCAGAAAAGGAGCUUCAAGGUUGUGGUGAGGGCGAAACCCAUGAGAGCUGCAGCCAUGCUAUCAGGUUCGCUGGUGUGGAGAAGCUCUUACCACACUGUAAGAAGCCCAAUUGUUGUGUAUGAGCCACAGAACCUCUGAUAUCAAAUUUAUGCAAAUCUAAUUGAAAGAAUCAAUGCAUGAAUGAAGAGCUUGCAUUUGGAAUUA